AUGGGGGUUGCGAAGGAAGCGGGGGGGGAUGACGAGAGAAGCGAGGAAGAAGAGGAAGAGGAGGAGGAAGAGGAGGAGGAGGAGGAGGAGGAAAUCAUGGUUAGUUUCGAGUAUCACUGCCGCCGGGAGAAGCGGGGAGGGUCGCGGAAGGAUAGUGGGCUUGAUGAAACGAGUGGAAACGGGCAAGACGACAGCACGGAUGACGAAGGGGAAGGGGAAGAUGAAGGGGAGGACGAGGGCAUGGAACCAGGGGACGAUGAGCAACGCGCUGCCGGCGCGCUUAGCGAGGGAGCGCCGUCACGGUCCGACAGGCCAGCUUCGGAACCGGGCGUUUCGGACCCCGCGCCUCCCGGCGACAGCAAGAUUCUGGGCGGAGCAGCAGCAGCGGAAGGAAGGCACGCGUUUGCACCGCCGUACGGUCAUUCCUUGUCAGACACUUCCAAAUUUCUCCCUCUCCAGUCGCCUCUCGACCCCUCUGAUGCGCGCUGCGGUCUCUUCUCCUCCGCAUCCAUGGCGUCGGGCGCGGCGCGGUACCAUCGUCGCAAGUCCUUCUCAUUCCUGUCCGGCGCCGCGCUCAGCGCCAACGCCACGCUCGCCAACUCGUUCCUGUGCGCCAACACCGCGCGGGGGAUCCUGGGGGACAUAGACUCCCCCAAGAACUUCCGCCGAAUCGACUGUAACACGUCCACUCACUCCGGCAUCCCCGCGUGCUGUGCACCCGCGUGCCCGCUCUCCUCCUCCUCCGCCUCCUCCUCCAUGUCCUCCAACCCUCUCUCCUACCGCUCCCCUUCCUCCGCCUCCACCACGCCCUCCUCCGCCUCCGCCGCUUCUUCCGCGUCCCCCACGUCCGGCGCGAGCCUAUGGUCUUCCAUGCUUUCCGCGGGCGGCGGAAGCACCGGCGGAGAGCCGAUUUUCCCCGCGGAGAACAGCAGCUCUGCGCCCGGGUCGCUGGGGCAGAGCUUUCUGCAGGCGACGGACGUGCAGGUGGCGGGCGGGGCGGCGGGCGAGGACCGCGUGCAGGCCGUGUGCUCCGAGGCCAACGGGUGGGUGUUCUGCGGCGUGUACGACGGGUUCAACGGGCGCGACGCCGCGGAUUUCCUGGCCGUGAACCUGUACGAGAGCGUGGGCAUGCACCUCCGGCUGCUGCACUGGCAGGAGCAGCACGCGGCGCAGCAAGAGGCGCAGCAGAAGCAAAGGCAGCGGCAGCACCACCACCACCACCAGAAGCAGCAUCUCUGGCACAUGCUCCCUCCUCCCCCGCCUGUCUCCUUCCUCCCCGCCUCGCCUUCCGCCGCCGUGCCUCCGCCGUCGCUGCUGCGCACGGCGAACCCGAGUCUGAGCCAGAGCAUGCCGUCGCUGCCCACCGUGUGCGAGGAGGCGUCCUCCGCGCUCUCGCCCCUCACCUCCGCGCUGCGCGCCAUCCCCACCGCCGACGGGGGGGCAGGCGGAAGCGGUGGCGAGGGGGACAAUGGGAGGGGGGCAGCACAGGUCGGCGCGCAAAGGGUUGACGGAGAGGGUGCAGCAGGGGCGACAGCAGGGGCGGUAGCAGGGGCGGACGAGGUGAUCGAGGCGCAAAGUAUGGGUGUGGCGGAGGGGGAUGGCGUGGGCGACAGAGGGAUAGGGUCGGAGAGUGCUGGUGGCAUGUGUUGUGACGAGUCUAGCAGUGGACGGAGUAGGGGUAGUAACGGCCCGGAAAGCGCAGCCGAUUGUAACGAUUCAACUCGCUCCUCGUUGUCAGCACAAGCGAACGAUCCGUGGCAGCCAGCAGCAGCGGCAGCAGCCGUAGAAGCAGCAACGGUAGAAGCACCGGCAGCAGAAGCAGCAGCAGCAGCAGCAGCAGCAGCAGCAGCAGCAGCAGCAGCAGCGUCGGUGUGCUCACCGUCCGGGCCUGGUUCUUGCGCCUCCUUCUCGCCCUCUUCACCGAUCCCUGCUCCCCCCGCCCCCUCUGUCAACGGCACGGACUCACCCGACGCCGCAUCCUCCAAAACGACCGCCACAAGCGCGGCAGCAGCGAGCGCGGCAGCGACGGCGGAGUUCCAGCGCGCAGUGCUGCGGUGCCUGCAGCGCGCCCUGGCGCACACAGAGCGCGACUUCCUGCGCAUGGUGGAGGCGGAGAUGGAGGAGCGCCCCGACCUGGCCAUGGUGGGGUCGUGCGUGCUGCUCGUGCUGCUGCACGGCCGCCACCUCUUCACGCUCAACCUCGGCGACAGCCGCGCGCUGCUCGCCACGUGGGCCGCGCCGGGGGAGGGCGCGUCCGUGAGCAUGGGCGCCGCGGACGGUAGCGACGCGGACAGGGAGGGGCCGGGCGAAUGGGUGGGGGGGGUGGGCGAUGGGGCGUGUGGUGGAGGAGGGCAAGGCUUCGAAGGCGCGAAUGGCGACGCGCUUGCUGGCGAAGGGGUGGGCGGGAAGGGUGAGAAGGGGCGGAGUGGUUUGGAGGGGUUGAGAGUGGUGGUGCUGUCGGAGCAGCACUGUGUGGACUACGAGCCGGAGAGGCGGCGUGUGGUGGCGGAGCAUCCGCUGGACGCGAGCGCCGUGGUGGGCAGGCGCGUCAAGGGCAAGCUGCGCGUCACCCGCGCCUUUGGCGCCGGGUACCUCAAAAGCGAGCGGCUGAACAACAAGCUGAUGGGCAUCUUCCGGGUGCGUGACCUGGCGUCGCCCCCAUACGUGUCCAGCGUGCCCUUUGCCACGGCGCGGCGCCUGUGUGCGCGCGACUGGUUCGUGGUGGCGGGCAGUGACGGGCUGUUUGACUUCUUCAGCAACGACGAGGUGGUGCAGCACGUGGCCGCCUUCCUGCUCGCCCACCCCCACGGCGACCCCGCCAAGCACAUGCUCGAACAGCUGCUGCUGCGCGCCGCCAAGCAGGCUGGUAACCCCGUGCCAUGGCAUGAGCACACACCGCCAGCACCCUCCUCUCGUCCCUUUCCCCCUCUCGCUGCUUACCCCCCCGUUUCCCCCCAUCCCGGCAUGGUGGGUGGAUGUGUGUGCGUGGCAGGGCUGGGAGUGGAGGAGCUGCGCAACAUCCCAUCGGGGCGGCGCCGCAAGUACCACGAUGAUGUCACCGUGGUCAUCACCCUGCUGGGGCCUGCUGCCCGCACCUCCUCCGCCUCCACCCUGCACUGA
Molecule: messenger RNA, 3120 nt
Organism: Closterium sp. Naga37s-1
Lineage: Eukaryota; Viridiplantae; Streptophyta; Zygnematophyceae; Desmidiales; Closteriaceae
Source: the annotation of a GenBank genome assembly